AUGUCGACUCCGGCCGCAAACUUGGGAGACUUCCUUCGAGUAUUGAUGGCAGUGCAGGCUGUGAUCCUGACAGAGUGGUUCUCAAAGUCGUUGGACUCCUUGGGCACCAUCAUUUCCGACGUCGGCAUCGAAGUCGACCCCGCCAAGUGGGUGCGUAUCCGUCAGUGGCCGAUCCCUUGCAACAAGACCGAUGUCCAGCGCUUCCUCGGCACCGUCAACUGGAUGCGAGAUCACCUACCGCACCUCUCAAAGAUUUUGGAGCCGAUCACCGCGUUAAUGGCGCAAGCGACGUCAUGGCGUUGGAACGAGCGAGAACAGCAGGCUUUCGAUACCGUCAAGUCCCUUGUGCCCGCCAUCCUACGACCGAUCGAUGGCGCCAAGGUUACCUCGGGCGAGCACAAGAUGUACCUCUUCACGGAUGCCAGUCGGGUUGGCAUUGGCGCUUGUUUGGCAUCCGGUCCCAACCGUUCGCAGGCCGUUCCAACGCGAUUCUUUUCCGCUAAGUUCAACGGUGCUCAGCUCAACUAUCAUGUCACUGAUAAAGAGUUCUUGGCUGUCGUCUCGGCGUGUCGGGCGUUCGAGCAGCACUUGAUCGGUUACCCCUUCGUCAUCGUCACCGACCAUCAGGCCCUUCGCACGAUAAAAACCCAAAAACUGCGCCAAACGCCUCGGCACAUCCGCAUGUGUCUCGAACUCAGCCGUUUCGACUUCGAAUUUGAAUUCAUUGCUGGCAAGAACAACACCCUGGCCGAUUCGUUGUCGCGUCUGUGGGAGGUCAAGCAGGGUUCACACGAGGAUCAGGUCAAGGAGAAUGAGUUGGAGGACAUGUUCUUUGAUGGAGAACGCCACGAAUUCACUACACCCGGUGAGAGCCUCCCUGAGGAACGUCCUUGCACUUCACCAUCUCCUGAUCGGUUGCCUCCUGUUGAUUUUGCCCUCGGGCCCCAACACAACGAUUGCGAGGCAGGCUCUCCCGGAUACUACGCGCUCAAGGAGGAAUUGCAAGACGAGGACGUGAAUGGACAGGAAUUAGGGAAUUUGUUCUUGAAGGAAGAAUGCCACGAGUUCAUUACGCCCGGUGAGAGCCUCCUCGAGGAACGUCCUUACACCUCACCUUUGCACGAUCGGUUGCCCCCUGUUGAUUGCGCCUUCGGGCCCUGGGGUCACGGUUACGACGCAGGCUCUCCCGGUUCCCCUCAUCUGGCCGAGAACAUUAUGGACACCGUCGAUUGGUCUAUCGGCCGCCUUUCUCCUCCCAUCACUGUCAAUCGAGUUCACGCUAUCGCUGCGGCCCCCGCCAACGACCCGCCCAUUCCGGUCGAUGCCGACGCCGACGAACUCGAUUUGUUGGGAGUUGCCACCGAUGACGUCAACAACACCCCUGUAGUCCAUCGGCCGCCUGAUCCAUUGCCCCAACCCUUCCUCGACACCGUCAUCCGAGCAUACGCCAACGAUUCGCAAGCCCAGGUCAUCAUUACCGACCCGCUAUCAUGGCCUAUGUUUCGGGUGACCGAGGAAGGGAGGAUUUUGCGUGUACAUCCAGAUGAGUCUAUUUCCUUGUUUGUGCCUCGUGGUCUCGCUACCGGCGUCGUCAACUCCGACAAGGUCCCAUCGCUGCGCGAGCUCGUGCUUUCGGAGAUUCAUCGAAGUGUCGGGCAUGCAGGACAUCGCAUCACCUUGGCCGCCAUACGUCCUUUGUACUGGUGGUCGUCCAUGUCUGCCGAUUGCGCCGAGUUCUGCCGUUCAUGUGAAGACUGUACCCGAGGCAAGGCGUCCACUCAAGUCCCCUAUGGCCGACUGCAUCCGAUGCCAAUCCCUUCUGGUCCUUGGGAACAAGUGGCCAUCGACUUCAUGACAGGACUGCCUCCGGUCGAGCUCGAAGGGAUGAUGGUUGCUCAAAUCAUGGUGGUCACUGACACUUGGGGCAAGAUGGUCCACCUGAUUCCCCUCCCAGCCGAUGCCGACUCGGAGCUCGUUGCCGAGAAGUACUACGCCACCGUCUUUCGACUGCAUGGGAUGCCUUCCGCCAUCGUUUCCGACCGUGAUCCCAAGUUCACCUCGCAGUUUUGGCGGGCAUUGCAGGCAAAGAUUGGCACUGUCUUGCGAAUGUCAACCGCGGCACACCCCGAGACGGACGGAUCGAGCGAGAAUCGGAUCAAGAUGGUCACCCAAACCCUGCGGAUCAUGGUCUCGUCAAACCACGAGGCUUGGGCAUUGUUGAAUUGCAUUCUGUCAAGCCUUCGAACACUUCGACAUCGGACCGCCGUUUGACGGACUUGCCCGCCUUUCGCCUCGCGCCUUCGCCUCAGCGCCUUGCCUCCGCGCGCUUUCGCCUCGGUGCCUCGCCUCCGCGCGCCUUCGCCUUCGCAAGCCCUCACUGCGCCCCCUGUCUCUCGAGCCUCACCGCAUGAUCCUGCGCCCAGCCUCGUUCCUCGACCCCUGUGCGCCUUUGUCAACUCGCCCACAUCUUGGUCUGUUCACCCGGUCGUCGCCUGCCCUGCCUGCACGCCACCACACACCUGCGCCACCUCUGCACCUUCGCAAGCCGCUGCCAGCCCUGCCUUCGCGCCUUCGCCUUCGCACGCCCUCGCAUGGCGCUGUCUGUCUUGUCAGUGCACCUUCACUGGCCCGUGUUCUUCGUCUCCGUCCGAGUGCCCCUGUCAACGCCCUCGUACCUUUGACUGCCGCUUGGUCGCCCAUUGCGCCCAAGGCCGCCCUUUCGCCGAUGCUUCCGUGCCAGCCUGCUCAACUCACGCUCGCACGCCGCCGCCCUCACGCCCGGACUUAGUCAGCCCGCAUUCUCCAGCUUUGCCGAGUCGAUGCUUCCGCCCAGCUACCUCCAGUUCGCCGCCGCCGCUCUCAUGAUUCAUCGGCCAUCCAGAGCAUCGCCCAUGCAUGACGUCCGUCGUUUGCAACCUGGAUCUCGUCGCUGCGGAUCGCCUCGCUCAUCAACACUUGACCUUGUGGAUAAGUUUCCCUUCGUGCCGUCGUCCAACACGACACCUCUCGACGCCCUGAUGGCCCGCUUGGAGUCUGGUCCUUGAAGCUUUGCAUUGGGUGCCUGCCCAGUUAGAUUCUCUGUGCGCUCCCUUGCUAGAACCUCACCCGACUCGCGCGCUCCCGCGCCUCUUUCCCUUUUCUCUAUCGUUUCAUCUCAUCAUUCAGACUGCUGAGAUUCGCUAGAGAACAGAUCGCUCGGCUGCGCCGCGGCUGCCUCUCCAGGCCGCGUCUUCACCGCCUCGCGACUUCUCGACCGGGGAGCACUUUGCUACGUCGUUCUGCCUCGCAACCUCCCGAAACGAUCCGGUCCGUGCCGCCUCACGAUUCUCCAGCGACCCCCCCGGUCCCAACUUAACAGGCAUCUCGUCUUGUUGAAGCUGAGUUCGCUCUUAACUCUUCUGUUGCUGUGUCCACGUCGCUGUCGGCUUUUGAGGCAACCUACGGCUACCUUCCUCGACGUUGGCCCUCGGAUUCCUGGUCUGUCUCGGACGUCCCUCGUGCGGAAGCGUUUGCUCGGAUCCGACAAUUACGGAACCUCGACGUGACGGAUGUGAUCAUUGGAGCACGCCUCAACCAGUCCCAUCAGGCCAACAAGCAUCGACGCCCAGACGACCCCGCCUUUCGGACCGGCAGUUACGUCUAUCUUUCGACAAAGAACCUGGCAGUUCCUGACGGCAUGAAGUCGAAGUUGUUGCCGCGCUACAUCGGCCCCUUCCGUAUCCGAGCGGCCAUCCCUGCGACGUCCAGCUACGACCUCGAGCUCCCUCCAGCGAUGUCGCGAGUGCACAAUCGUUUCCAUGCUCGACUGCUUCGGCCUUGCGUUGAGAAUGAUGCUGAAAGGUUUCCUGGGCAUGACCCCGCAGUUCUUUUUGUCGAAGACGUAGCCGACGCGGCCGACAAUUCUGCGAUUCCGGAACGGAUUGUUCGCGAUCGGCGGAACGCUCGGGGCGCUCGUUCGUUCUUGGUUCGAUGGGUAGGCCGUAACGACACCGACGAUACUUGGAUGUCAGAGCAGUCCAUUCGCCUUGACCAUCCGUCCGUCCUCGACGCCUACCUCGCGCGCCUCGAUCGCUCGAACCGCCGCCUCGCCGCACGGUAG
Messenger RNA from Microbotryum saponariae, 4099 nucleotides. Lineage: Eukaryota; Fungi; Basidiomycota; Microbotryomycetes; Microbotryales; Microbotryaceae. The record is from the annotation of a GenBank genome assembly.